This is a messenger RNA of Vicia villosa (hairy vetch), 384 nucleotides long. RefSeq lists its product as uncharacterized. The record is from RefSeq and is a predicted model, not a curated record. The coding region runs from base 1 to 384 and encodes 127 amino acids. The transcript has a single exon. Lineage: Eukaryota; Viridiplantae; Streptophyta; Magnoliopsida; Fabales; Fabaceae.
AUGAAACCGCCACCUCAACCCGUUAAGACAAAAGGUGCUCCGAAGAAAGUGAAGUCUACGCCAAAUGACAACUCGAUAACACAGUCUCCUUCAUAUUGUGAGCACGUCGACAAACUCUUUCUUAACUCACCUACUCCGAAAUCGCAAAAAUCUCAAAAGAGUUCAGACAAGGGAGCUCGCCUAAGCAAAUCGCCUCCGACACCUAUUCUACCACAAGUUUCGACACCUAUUGCUCCAUCAAUUGAAGAGGUACAAAUUGCUCCAAAAAUUCCAUUCAUUGACGAGAUGCCGAAUUUUAUGCAUAAAUACAUCGACCGAAUCGUUAAUGUGGCGGGGGACUGUAAUUGCGGAUUUUGGCCCGUAUCGGGUUUGCUUGGUAAGUGA